UCAUUACUUUAAGUGGUUGUGUUCCCCUUCGUAUGGAGCUUUAUUAUCGUUGCGCGUCGCCGCCGCCACCACCAUCCUCUGCCGUCGCAAUCCACCGUUUAAUUCCUCCGAUUUUGCCCUUCCUGUUCCUAGCAUCUCACCAUAAACCCUAAUUUUGCUGAAUAUUGUUCGCUAAGAAAUUCUUUUCAAGUCUCCGCCGCAAAUUCGAAAACGAUGUUUCCUUGGAACAUUGCGAAAUCGGCGGAGGCCAUGUUCUCGCGGUGGGCGCUGAAGAGGGUUUUCAAGUUCUUCCUGAAAAAGAAACUGGGGCAGUUCAUCCAUGGUGACGUCGACCUUGACCAGCUCGACGUGCAGCUCACCCAAGGCACCAUUCAGCUCACAGAUCUUGCUCUCAACGUCGACUUCAUCAACGCCAAGCUUGGAAAGACAGCAUCCUUGAUAGUAAAAGAAGGAUCAAUUGGCUACCUGUUAGUUAAAAUGCCUUGGAGUGGUAAAGGUUGUGAGGUUGAAGUGAAUGAGCUUGAACUAGUGGUUUCUCCCUCCACAGAUGUAAACUCACGUGGUGGAGAUGAAGCUUGUGGCUCUGAAAAUAAUGACAAUCAACAUGCCAAAUAUAGUUCUACUAGAAGUGAGCAUGAAAUGGCAGAUGAUUCUCUGAAGUCAACUUCAAUGGAUGUUCAUGAAGGUGUUAAAACUAUUGCAAAGAUGAUAAAGUGGUUGCUCACCAGCUUCCAUUUGAAAAUAACAAAUGCAAUUGUUGCUUUUGAACCAUAUUUGGGGGGUGUAGAGCCCAAAUCCGAAUGUCAUCGUACCUUAGUUCUUCGAAUUUCUGAAAUACAGUGUGGAACAAGUCUGGCUGAAGAUGCUGACUCAAAAGUUGAUGUUCUUGGAAUAAGCCAGUUAACCAAUUUUGUAAAGUUUCAUGGAGCAGUAGUUGAGUUUCUCAAAAUAGACCGUGAAGAUAAUGAGUUAUCCUUUCAACCUGUUUUAGGAGCAGGAAGUGGUGAAACCAUUUUGAGGCCAAAACAAGCCACAUGCCCAAUCAUGACCGGGAGACAAGAUGGAUUUGGAGGGAAUGUAAAAUUAAGUAUUCCUUGGAACAAUGGUUCUUUAGAUGCUCGCAAGUUGGAUGCAGAUGUUUAUGUUGAUCCCGUGGUGUUAAGAUUUCAACCUAGCACACUUAAAUGGCUAUUGUAUUCAUGGGAAAGUUUUAAGAAUGUGGGUAUGACUGGCAAAGGUAGCACAAAUAACAAUUUAAGAGGAUCUUCUCAAAUGAAUUCAACUUUGUCAUUCCAUUCAGCAGAUUCUGUUCCUAUUGUGAAUGCCACCAAUGAAAUGAUAACUGAUCAUGGUAAUCUGCCAGCUGAUUACACUUCUUUGACUCGACCAGAAUCCCCAACUGAAGAUUUGCUUCCUGCGCCUCAUCUUAUAUCAGAUUGGGUGCCACUUUCUACUCGUAAAAAUCAUAAAGAUGGUAUUCAAGAACUUGACUUUGGAGCAAGUGUGGACCAAUUUUUUGAAUGUUUUGAUGGAAUGAGAAAUUCUCAAUCAGCUUUAGGGAGCAGUGGAAUGUGGAAUUGGACAUAUUCUGUUUUUAGUGCCAUUACUGCUGCAUCCACCCUGGCUUCUGGAUCCAUGCAUAUUCCAACUGAACAGCAACAUGUGGAGACCAAUCUCAGGGCAACUUUUGCUGGAAUAUCUGUUGUUUUGCCCUUCUGUGAUGAAGAACAGGAACAAUUUUGUGACCCUAAACUUGAUAAACUGGGAAGAUUUAAGAUUGACUACCUUGGUGCAACAUGCAAUAAAAUUGUUCUUACUUUGCAGGUAUGUCCUCAAGGUAUGACUCUUAAUGGAACAGUGAACCAUGCAGAGAUUGCUAGUUUCUUGAACAAUGGAGUUGAUGCAAAAGAUCAAAGUGCUUUGGUUCAAAAACUACAAGUUAAGGUUCUCGAUGCUCUUCCUCUGUCUGCAUCAUAUGGUCUACAUUCAGAUUCACUGAUUGGGCCAGUUGCAACAGAUUUUCCAUUUGAAAAUGAGGAUUUCUUAAUGAAAGUUACAUUGUUUAGAACAUUUGGUAUCACCAGUUGCAAGUUUACUAUGCAAUCAAGUUCAUCAGAUGGUUGUCUGACUGGGCAGACAUCAUUCUCGUUGAUCCUGCCCCCAUUUAUUUUCUGGAUAAUCUUUCCUGUAAUAAAUGCACUAGUUGGCCUGCUAACGGAAAUUGGGAAAUCUCUUCAAUUGCAUGAUGAGGGAAAGGGAAGUGUGUCUAAUGCAGAUAAGAAGUGUGGAUCAUCUCUGAGUGACAUGGAAGGAGGUUCUGGUCCUUGUGUCACAUCCUUCUCCUCACCAAGCUGUUUGCAUGGCGAUAUAUCUAUUUCUAAUGCAAGGGUAAUGCUUUGUUUCCCUGUUGAAGGAGGCGAAGAUCAUGCAACAUUCUUUUCGUGGGCACAGUUUAUUACUCUUGAUUUUACUUCAUCGCCUUUGAACAAGGGCUUCCUUCCAGAUGGUACUCAAGCCUCAAAUGCAAAUUCAAAGAAAAGAUUUUCUUCGGUAGCUGCACAAUCUCUUCAGUUGAAAUUUUGUGAUUUAGAUGCUUACGUGAUCACAUCAAGUGAUGACAGUGUUAAAAUCAUCUCCUAUAAUGCGCAGCAUGAGAAAUUUUCUGCUAGUCGGAUUCUUUCUAUUGCAUGCAAAAGAGAUUAUUACUCUGUUGUUAGUGUAGUUUGGCAGGCUGGUCAAGUAACUGGGCCUUGGAUUGCAAAGAAAGCUAGGUUAUUUGCUCAUUCAGAGCUAAGGGGUCAAGAUGAUAGUUCAGGAGGAGGGUAUGAGUUCGCAUCUGCAUCAACAGUGAAGGACCUGGAAGAUUGGAAAUCUCAAACUGAAGAAGAGAUGGUUCUAAGCUCAUCAUUUUUCAUGCAUGUUCAUAUGUCAAAGGUUGUGAUUAAUGUGAGCGAUUCCCAAUAUAAAGGCAUACAUCACUUGUUACACCAGAUGCUAAAUGCUUUGGCAUGUCCAACUUCUCAGGAAACUAAAAGUGAGAAAGAAUCUACUGUCUCACAAUCAUCAGUGGUUGUGGAAUGUGAUUGUGUAGAAAUUCUUAUUAGUAGGGACACAACUGAGACUGUCAGAAGUUCUAUGCAGAGUGAGCUUCCUGGAAUGUGGCAUCAAUUCAAGCUGAAGGUUCAAAGGUUUGAAUUACUAUCCGUCACUAAUACUGGGGGUAUCAACAAUGCUGGUUUCUUCCGGUUAACUCAUGGAGAAGGCAAGUUAUUUGGGUUUAUCACUGGAGUUCCUGAUAAUGAGUUUCUCCUGCUUACUUGUAGCAAUACCUCCGUUAAGCGAGGUGAUGGAGGUGGUUCUAAUGCAUUAUCUUCUAGGGUUUCUGGUUCUGAUAUUAUCUAUCUGUCUGAUCCUGAGAAUUUCCAUAAUAUUACAUCUAUAACGGUCAGUUGUGGCACUGUAAUUGCAGUCGGUGGUCGUUUGGAUUGGUUUCAUGCAAUAUCAUCUUUUUUUAAGUUGCAUGCUUCUAAUACCAAAGAUGUAGAUGGUACCACUAUUUCGAAAGAGGAAUCAUAUCCUUCUUACUCAACUUCUUUUGUUCUUAGCUUGAUUGAUAUUGCAUUGAGCUAUGAGCCUUAUUUGAAGAAUCUGGUGGUUGAGAGUGACCUUCCCAAUUCAAAGUCUAGCUUUUCUUCACAAGAUAUGGCUGAACAAUAUGUUGCUUGUCUAUUUGCUGCCUCCUCCUUGACUCUUUCAAAUUCAACAUUGGAAGAUUCAGUAGAAAGUGUGUUUCAAAUUAGAGUGCAAGACCUGGGGCUUUUGCUUCGUUUAGUGUCUGAGCUGAAUCAAUUCUCUGGCACUUAUAGUGUUGGGCAUCUUCAGAAAAGUGGUUAUGUUAAAGUUGCUCAGGAAGCUUUAAUGGAGGCAAUUCUGAAAACCAACUGUCCUAGUGGUCUUCUAUGGGAACUUGAAUUAUCUAAAUCUCACCUUUGUGUGGAAACUUGCCACGACACAACAGCUACUUUGAUUCGUUUGGCCACUCAACUUCAACAGUUAUUUGCCCCUGAUGUGGAGGAAUCUCUUGUUCAUUUGCAGAAUAGGUGGGAUAAUGUUCAACAGGCACAGCAACAGGAUGAAUUUUAUGAUGAAAAUAAGGAUUUUAGCUGUGAGUCUAUGGCUUCAACUACUCAACAGCUUGCUUCAAAACCAUUUUCAAAAGAUGGAUCUGGUAUAUCAGGCCUGAUGGAUGAAAUAUGCGAAGAUGCAUUUCAAGUAAAUGACACCAAUACACGGAAAUCUAAUUCCUUUGAAUCAGGAAUGCCAUUUGAUGGAAGCUUGAUUGAGAUUGGUCAGAAGAGUCUAGAUGAGCCUGAGGUUCUCUAUCAUGAGUUAAAUUUGACCGACUCCAUGCCUGUAAUAGGCCCAGAAGGUAGUCAUACUUCAUUUCUUCAGGAGGGUUGCUUUCCAGAGAUUAUAGAAAGCUAUAUUUUGUCAGACUUAUGCCCUCUGUCAGAGUUGUGCGUAGGUAUACAUUCUGAUGAGCCUUCUCUUCAAACAUUGAGGGAUGUAGAACAUAGAGAUAUUGGUAAAGAAACUGGUGGAUGGUAUGGAGGCAACUCUUUUGAAGUACUAGAAAAUCACAUUUCAGAGGAAAGUGAACAAAUUGGAUUGAUAAAGGCUUCAGAUCAUAUCAUGAUUCCAUCCAAUGAAAGUUCACCACACAGUGAGCCUUGUGGCCGUGUGGUUCUUAAAAAAAUUGAUAUAAGAUGGAAAAUGUAUGGGGGCUUGGACUGGCCUGAUUCAGGAAAAAGUGGACAGCAUUCUGGCAGAGAUACAGCUAUUUUGUUGGAAUUGGCAUUGUCUGGCAUGAAAUUUCAGUAUGAUGCAUUUCCCGAAGGUGGAUUACUUGUAUCUAAGAUGUCUGUGUCUGUUCAAGAUUUUUAUCUGUAUGACAGAGGCCAAGAUGCACCUUGGAAACUGGUGCUAGGAUAUUAUCACUCAAAAGGCCGUCCUCGGGAAUCUCAUUCAAAAGCAUUUAAGUUGGACUUGGAGGCAGUGAGACCAGAUCCUCUAACUCCCCUUGAGGAGUAUAGGUUAAAUGUUGCUGCUCUGCCUUUACUGGUGCAUCUACAUCAAUCCCAGCUUGAUUUUCUUGUUAAUUUCUUUGGGGGAAAAGCCUCCUCAAAUGAUCAGUGUCCUAAUAAUUUCCAAGAUUUGGAGGGUUCAAAAUCUUUGCUAGCGAGAAGUAAUGAUCUCGAACACUCUUCAAUUGCUCAGGAGGCACUGCUUCCUUAUUUUCAGAAGCUAGAUAUAUGGCCUAUUCUUAUUCGAGUUGAUUAUAGUCCCAAGCACGUAGAUCUAGCAGCAUUAAGACAUGGAAAAUAUGUAGAACUUGUAAAUCUUGUCCCUUGGAAGGGGGUUGAGCUAAACCUGAAACAUGUUCAUGCUGCUGGCAUCUAUGGUUGGGGCAGUGUUUGCGAAACAGCUGUUGGAGAGUGGUUGGUAGAUAUAUCACAGAGUCAGGUUCAUAAAAUACUGCAAGGGCUUCCUACUGUACGCUCAUUAAUUGCUGUUGGUACUGGUGCUGCUAAGCUGGUUUCAUCUCCAGUUAAAAACUAUAAGAAGGAGCGGAGAGUGCUCAAGGGAUUGCAGAGAGGUACCAUUGCGUUUCUUCGAAGCCUUUCUCUUGAAGCUGUUGGGCUUGGAGUUCAUUUAGCUGCUGGAGCCCAUGACAUUCUGCACCAAGCAGAAAUCCUUGCAAGCAAACCUUCUCCAGUUUCUUUCCCUCCGAAAGAUAAAUUGAACACGGAUGUUCGAUCUAAUCAACCUAAAGAUGCCCAAGAGGGAAUUCAACAGGCUUACGAGACCCUCAGUGAUGGCUUGGGAAAAUCUGCUGCUGUGUUGGUUCAGAACCCCUUGAAAAAAUACCAACGUGGCUCUGGUGCAGGACCCGCAUUGGCAGCUGCAGUUCGAGCAGUUCCUGCAGCCGCCAUAGCUCCUGCUUCUGCUUGUGCCAGUGCAGUACACUAUGCUCUUCUUGGAUUCAGAAAUAGCCUUGAUCCCGAACGUAAACGAGAGUCCAUGGAGAAGUAUUGUCCGACACAACCAUGGGAUGAAGAAUGAUUAAUGAUGGCAAUAGCGAAUGUUAAAUAUUUCUUGCUAAUUCUUUGUGCAGAUUAUUGUGUGAGGAUUGAGUAGUUGAUAGUCUUGCAUAUUGACAGGAGAUUGAAGGAGCUCUAAAAAUCAAUGGCGGUGUCCUGUGUAUCAUAUCUGUACAGUAGCGGAACCGGGCAGUGAGCUGAUUCUUAUGAUCAAGAUUAAUUGUAUAUAUACCGUAAAUAGGAUGGUGCUUCUUAUCCUGUCCUUAUUCAAACGGCAGUCGUAGUAGAAGCCUCGUGUUGAGCAUUGGCUUCAAAUGUGAUCUAAGAGUAUACAAGUAUUGACUGCAUAUGCGCUUCGGUAUAUGGUUUGAAAUGUGGCAUCAAUAUGGCACCGUAGUUAUUGAUGCAGACUUACACGUGAUGCACAAAGUGCGUGCACCUUUCCAACUUCCAAGCUUUGGGAGAAAAGUGUCUACAGUGAUGUGGCUUCUUCCUCUACUUAAUUUACUAGAAUGCAGUGUACUUUGGUAUCACAUUGGUGGAACUCCCUGCUGUUUUACUUGAGAGGCAUGCUCUUAAUUUCAACAUGCCAAAAAUAUUAUUUAUGUCCAUGUAAAUCUUCGUGUAUCUGUCGCUACAUACUCCAAUAAAUUAUAGAAAUUGAAUAAUCAAUUUUGGUUAGUCAAGUGGUUAGUUU
Molecule: messenger RNA, 6798 nt
Organism: Arachis stenosperma
Lineage: Eukaryota; Viridiplantae; Streptophyta; Magnoliopsida; Fabales; Fabaceae
Product: autophagy-related protein 2
Exons: 15
Coding region: 214-6123 (1969 amino acids)
Biological process (GO): autophagosome assembly; piecemeal microautophagy of the nucleus; autophagy of mitochondrion
Cellular component (GO): phagophore assembly site; extrinsic component of membrane
Molecular function (GO): phosphatidylinositol-3-phosphate binding
Source: RefSeq, a predicted model, not a curated record